Kwoniella botswanensis is the source of this 513-nucleotide messenger RNA. RefSeq lists its product as uncharacterized. The record is from RefSeq and is a predicted model, not a curated record. NCBI's taxonomy places the organism in Eukaryota, Fungi, Basidiomycota, Tremellomycetes, Tremellales, Cryptococcaceae. The coding region runs from base 1 to 513 and encodes 170 amino acids. Gene Ontology annotation, molecular function: carbon-sulfur lyase activity. The transcript is spliced from 7 exons.
AUGCCAGUCCUUCUUGAAGCAUCAUGUCACUGCAAAGCAGUCAAAUACACUCUCGAGUCUAAUACUCCCGUACCGUAUAUGUUAUGCCAAUGCUCAAUCUGUCGUAAAGUCGGGGGAUACAUGGGUUCAGUCAAUAUCAUGGGAAAUACCAAGACUCUCAAGUUCAUCAGAGGAGAGGAUAAGAUCAAAAAAUACAGAGCUGUCAAGUCGUACGAUAAGGACGAUAGUCCGAAAGAACGAUAUGGUUCCGAGCGAGCUUUUUGCACUGAAUGUUCUUCGAUGCUUUGGUGUUUUGAUGAACAAUGGGCUGAUUGGAUCUACCCAUUCGCAUCGUGUAUUGAUAAACCCAAUCCUCUUCCCCCCAUCCCCGAGGGAGAAACCAUCAGGGCUAUCAAGAGGGAUUCAUGUCCUAGCCACGUGCCUAUUCCGGAAGGUGCUAAGGCUUAUGAUGAUUAUGGACCAGGAAAGGGUAUCGAGGAUUGGCACAAAUCUACGGGAGCUUGGGUCGAUUAG